AUGGAUAACUCCAAAAACAGACUUAAUGAUAGUUUGGGUGUUAACAAAUUGGGUAAGAAUAUAAGGAAGAGCCCUUUACAUCAGCCUAAUUUUGGCAAUAAUGCUGCUAGACAACAGCCUCAGCCUCAGGUUUACAACAUAAGCAAGAAUGAUUUCCGAGAUAUUGUUCAGCAGCUUACCGGUUCCCCUUCUCAGGAUCAUCCACCUCGGCCUCCACACAAUCCGCCAAAACCGCAGAGUAUGCGUUUGCAGAAAAUUAGACCUCCACCGCUAUCGCCCAUCAAUCGACCUCGUUUGCCACCACCAAUGCCAAUGCCAAUGCCUGCAGCCCCUCCUCCAGUUCCUUACAAUAAUGCACCUAGACCGGCUCAUUAUGGACAAGGACAACCAUCACCCUCUCCUUUGACGCCUGGGGAUUUGUGGGCCAAUACAACUGAGUCGCCAAUCUCUGCUUACAUGCGUUAUCUUCAGAAUUCAAUGAUGGAUCCAGGUUCCAGGGGUAAUCAAUUUCAGCCUCAACCACAUCCACACCCUCAACACCAAUCACAUGGAAAUUUUCAGCAUCAACCUCCUUCGACUGCUUUGCUUCCUACUCCCCCCGUGCCCCCGAUCCCUUCUCCGAGAUUCAAUGGUCCUAUGCCACCAAUGAAUGGCCCUAAUCAUCCAAUGCCUAGUGUUCCUUCACCACAUGGAAAUGGCCCUCCACUUUUACCUUCUCCAACCUCUCAAUUCUUCAUGCCUUCUCCAACCGGUUACAUGAAUUUACUGUCCCCUCGGUCACCUUAUCCGCUACUGUCACCUGGCUUUCAUUUUCCACAGCCACUUACACCCAACUUUCCAUUCUCACCCAUGGCACAGCCAGGGGUUUUAGGUCCUGGCCCUCAACCACCGCCUUCUCCCGGCCUUAUGUUUCCAUUAUCUCCUUCAAGCUUUUUCACCAUGCCAAGUCCUAGGUGGAGAGAUCACUAG
This is a messenger RNA of Lathyrus sativus (Indian pea), 969 nucleotides long. The record is from the annotation of a GenBank genome assembly. NCBI's taxonomy places the organism in Eukaryota, Viridiplantae, Streptophyta, Magnoliopsida, Fabales, Fabaceae.